AUGUCUCGACCUCGCGGUGGGUCCAGUCCUCGCCUUGAGCUUCCGCGAAAGAGCGUAGAACUUGAAGAUCCCGGGGCUUCACAUCUCCAAUCAUCCGACGAAGAGUACUUCUCAGACGCUUCCGAAGGCAGACGCCGCGCCUCAAGGCCCCAAACUCCAGCUUCUCCCAUCCCAAAGACAAGAGUAGAGCGUGUCGACGAUGACCCUGCGUAUGGAGAGGUGCCGGGCACCCCUGCUUAUGACAAGAGGACUCAGGACGCAGUGCCAGACGAGGUGGAGGUGGUUCCUGAAGGCCGCCUAAGCAAACGCUCGAGCCAGUAUCUUGAAGCACCCACAACCCCGGGAGGGUCAGUCAUCCCACGAACGGUGGUGGAAAAGAUCGAUCCAUCCUCUUCUAGCUACGGUGAUGAGCCUGGUACAACCGGCUACAAGCACCGUAAGAUGGAUUCUAUUCCAGAUUUGGUGUUGAAGGCACCCGAAUCUGGGAUUUCCCGUCAAGAAGAUACCGGUCGACCUUCCAGUUCUUCCUCGACACGAAUUCCUGAGACGAUCAUUACACGAGUCGACAGCGAGCCAGCUUACGGCGAGGUCGACGGCACUGCAGCCAAACAGCGACGACAGCAAGACGCUGCUCCAGAUACCAUGGAGAUCAAGCAUGAUACAGAGUCUAUGGGUGACAGUCAAUUAGAAUCCCACCGUGCUACCACACAGUCGAAUACCGACGACGACAGUGAUGAUGACGACGUUGACGACUUCGGAGACGACUUCGAUGAAUUUGAGGAAGGAGCCCAAGCAGGGGCUGAUGAUGAUUUUGACGAUUUCGAUGACGACUUUCAGCAACCACAUUUACAAGCUCCUCAACCUGAGCCAUCACCUUCUUUACCUCGCCAUGUCCAUCCAUUGAUAGAUUUCGAUGCGCUAUCAGACCUCCCCGAUCUCCUCGCUGCCACUGAGCAACAUCUUGACGCCCUCUUCCCCUACACAACAGCAGAAAGUCUCAAUGCCUUACCUAAACCUUCUCCCAUCGACAACACAUCUCCGAUAUUCCCAUCAGACAGAUCUCGUUCGUUAUGGAAACAGCUUGUAACGCCACCUCCCCUACAGCCUCCAAAUUGGACACAAUCACGUAUAAGGAGGCUUUUUCUCGUUAGCCUCGGUGUUCCGGUUGAUCUAGAUGAAAUUCUACCGCCUUCGAAGCAGAAAAAACUCGUGCUUCCUGAUAUCAAUCUUGAACCUUCGCGAAAAUCGGAAUCCGACAAGAACCUGGGGUCUGUUGCACGCUUGAAGCAGCAGGCCACAAACGACUCCACAGCCUCGCUUGAUAGCAACCAGUCUGGGAAAGAAGGCAAAUCUAGUCGCAGUCGACGACCGAAAGGCCCUGCGCCUCCACCGGAUCUGGAUCUGGUAGCUGUCAAGCGGCUUUGUGCCACCACGGAUGAGAAAAUUGAUGGUCUAACCGAUGACGAGCUCAAAGCCCAUGUCAAGCAGCUGGAAACUACGACAGAAAAAACCUCGGAGCUCCUAGAAUACUGGCUACGUCGCAGAGAUGGUCUUCGGAAAGAAAAAGAGGCUUUCGAGGGUGUGAUCGAAAACUUGAUCAGGCAUAUGAGGAAGUAA
Messenger RNA from Cyphellophora europaea CBS 101466, 1617 nucleotides. RefSeq lists its product as uncharacterized. Gene Ontology annotation, molecular function: protein binding. The coding region runs from base 1 to 1617 and encodes 538 amino acids. The transcript is spliced from 3 exons. Lineage: Eukaryota; Fungi; Ascomycota; Eurotiomycetes; Chaetothyriales; Cyphellophoraceae. Gene Ontology annotation, biological process: signal transduction. The record is from RefSeq and is a predicted model, not a curated record.